AUGCAGACAAGCUUCUGGGGAUUUGCGUUCUGUCAACCUCCUGCGUCGUUUGCCACACAACAGCGGGAUAUUGCGACGCAUACGAGGCCAAAGUCUCGCGUGCCUCCUUGUGCAUGUCGCGUUUGGUUCUCAGAUAACGCUCCGCGGAUUCUCACCACAAGUCCCAAGCUCACCACCUCGUUCGACUUCGUACAAACACGAUGGCUGAUCAACGGCACCGCCCAGGGCCCGGAUCGAAGAGAGCUUUUCUUCCAGGCUCUCACAGAUCACCACGCUCGCGGGGCGUCCCACGAGCCUAUCACUCGAACCGUGCUCGAGGCGAUGACGCAUCCGCUCGAGACCAGGUCGGCGAGAAGAACCCUUGACGCAGUCAUGACGCCGCCUGCCGGUGAUUUGGUCGGCCCAUGUCGAACGACGAACUUUGUCCCCGCAGGCACAACCGCGUGCCCCAUGUGGAUCAUCACCGAGCGUCAACCUUCCUAA
Messenger RNA from Coniophora puteana RWD-64-598 SS2, 483 nucleotides. RefSeq lists its product as uncharacterized. Bases 1 to 483 code for a protein of 160 amino acids. The record is from RefSeq and is a predicted model, not a curated record. The transcript has 2 exons. NCBI's taxonomy places the organism in Eukaryota, Fungi, Basidiomycota, Agaricomycetes, Boletales, Coniophoraceae.